Messenger RNA from Amblyraja radiata (thorny skate), 1957 nucleotides. It is a transcript of the gene ftcd, whose product is annotated as formimidoyltransferase cyclodeaminase. Bases 167 to 1804 code for a protein of 545 amino acids. NCBI's taxonomy places the organism in Eukaryota, Metazoa, Chordata, Chondrichthyes, Rajiformes, Rajidae. The record is from RefSeq and is a predicted model, not a curated record. Gene Ontology annotation, molecular function: transferase activity; folic acid binding. The transcript has 14 exons.
GAUUGAUAGAUUUUGUAAAGUCCAUUGAGGCAAGGGUCAGGGCGCAAGCUCUCUGCAAUUACAAUCUACAGUUGCGAUCAACUUCGAACCCACUGUAUCUGCAGUACUAAAGAGAUUGUUUUUACAAUUUAUUUAUUUGUAGUGACUGGCUGUUGUUUGAAGAAUCAUGUCGAGACUUGUGGAGUGUGUUCCAAAUUUUUCCAAUGGGCAAAGUCAAAAGGUUAUUGAUGCCAUUGCUGACGCCAUUUCACAAUCUAAAGGCUGCUCGCUGCUGGACGUGGACCCUGGCCAGUCCACUAAUCGGACGGUUUACACGUUUGUUGGCUCUCCAGAGGCUGCAGUGAAUGGGGCACUGAAUGCUGCUAAGGUGGCCUUUCAACUCAUUGAUAUGGCAACACACAAAGGUGAACAUCCCAGAUUGGGUGCUUUGGAUGUGUGUCCCUUCAUCCCAGUGCGUAACGUCUGCAUGGAGGAAUGUGUUCAGUGCGCAAAUGAGUUUGGGAAACGGCUUGCGGAAAUGCUGGAAGUACCUGUUUAUUUGUAUGGAGAAGCAGCUCGUGAUGAACGGCGCAGAGCACUGCCCAGCAUUCGUGCUGGUGAAUACGAGGGCCUAAAGGCAAAGUUGCAGAAUUCUGACUGGGCUCCUGAUUUUGGCACGGCAACCUUUAUUCCACGUUGGGGAGCCACGGUAACCGGAGCACGGAAUUUCCUCAUUGCAUACAAUGUUAAUCUCUUGAGCACGAAGGAGCAAGCGCACCGUCUCGCACUGAACAUCCGAGAACAGGGGCGUGGGAAGGACCAGCCAGGACGUAUGAACAAAGUGCAGGCUAUUGGCUGGUACUUGGAGGAGGCCAAUAUUGCCCAGGUGUCUACUAACCUGCUUGAUUUUGAAGUGACUGCACUGCAUGCAGUAUUUGAAGAAGUUCGUAAGGAUGCUGAGGAUUUGGACUUGCCGGUGGUGGGUUCUCAAAUUGUAGGCCUCAUCCCAUUGAAAGCCAUGAUCGAUGCUGCAGAAUUUUACAUGAAGAAGGAAAACUUGUUUCUUCUCGAAGAGGAGCACAAAAUCCGAUUGGUAGUAAAUCGCCUGGGGCUGGAUUCUCUUGCUCCUUUCAAUGCUAAAGAAAGAAUAAUUGAGUACAUGAUCAGGGAUGAGAAGGAAGAGGGCUGCCUAAUUUCUUUACCCUUGCGGAAAUUUAUCCAGAGCGUUGGAGCACGGACCGCAGCCCCAGGGGGAGGUUCCGUUGCUGCUGCCGUGGCUGCCAUGGGUGCAGCAUUGGGCUCUAUGGUUGGGCUGAUGUCCUACGGGAAACGACAAUAUGAACAUCUGGAUGGAACAAUGAGGAGGCUGAUUACUCCAUUUCAUCACGUCAUGAAUGACCUUAUUGCUAUGGUGGAUGAUGACUCCAACGCAUUUAACAGCUACAUGGCUGCCCUCAAGAUGCCCAAAUUGACACCAGUGGAAAGAGAAAGGCGUGAAGCGGCAAUACAGGAUGGUUUGAAAAAGGCUGUCCUGGUCCCACUGGGCUUGGCAGAGAGAGUAACCAGCCUAUGGCCAUUCCUACGAGAGAUGGCAAUGUUUGGAAAUUUUGGUUGCAAAUCUGAUCUGCAGGUUGCUGCCAAAGCUUUGGAACUGGGCAUAUUUGGGGCAUUUUACAACAUCAUGACAAACCUGAAGGACAUCAAAGAGGAAGACUUCAAUACCAAGACUCGGAAGAGGGCUUGUGACCUCCUGGAACAGGCUAAAUUGAACACAGUGCAGAUUUUGGAUCUGAUCGAUAAACGGCAAGAAUCAGGAAAAGAGUGAGAAACCAGACAGCUGCUACUGACUGACACUACUGAUGACAGAUACUCCAUUACAGCUUUCUUCAGAAGCUCGUCAGGGAUGUGUCCCCAAUUCAAGUGUUUAUGUGCAUCAGCAGAGGUGAAUAAAGAAUAAUAUUGUUCAUUACAUGUGUGA